CAACUCCCUUAUCUCUCUCCCCCACACAGUAAGUAGUAGAAAAAUGGUGAGCCUUGAUCAGAGAAUGAUGCAAUAUUUGCAAAGCUUAAGCCUUUCCAUCUGGGAUUUUGUUUCUCUGCUCUUGCUCUUGUCUUCUUCUCUAAUCCUUUUUAACACUAUAAUAAUGAAAUUGGUUGCAACACACAAGAAGAAGAAGCAGCCUCCUCCGGGCCCUCCAAAGCUUCCAUUAUUGGGUCACUUGCACCUCCCCCACCGCUCUCUCAGGGAUCUUUCGGCAAAAUAUGGCCCCGUCAUGCUCCUCAAACUCGGCUCGGUCCCGACCAUGGUCGUCUCCUCCGCCGCCGCCGCAAGAGACUUGUUUAAACUACACGACCUCGCUUCCUGCAGCCGCCCUCGCCUCGCCGCCAGCGGGAGGUUUUCGUACAACUUUCUAGACCUGAAUCUAUCCCCAUAUGGGGAGCGUUGGAGGGAGCUUCGGAAGAUUUGCAUGGUGGAGCUGUUCAGCGCCAGGAGGGUGCAGUCGUUUGAGAAGAUAAGAGAAGAGGAGGUGGGGGUGCUGAUAAACUCCAUCUCUCAAUCCGCAGCUUGGGGAAGUAGUCCAAUUGAUGUGAACGAGAAAUCGUAUUCUUUGACCGCGAGUAUAACGACGCGGGUUGCGUUUGGGAAGACGUUCAGAGGGGGCGAGCUGGAUGAUGAGAAUUUCCAACAGGUGAUCCGCAGAGCGGUUGCUGCGUUGGGAAGCUUUUCGGCGAGUGACUUCUUUCCCGGCGUGGGGUGGAUUGUUGAUCGGGUGAGUGGCGUUCAUGGGCGGCUGGAGAAAAGCUUUGCUGAGUUGGAUGAAUUUUUUCAACGUGUGGUGGAUGAUCGCGUCAACUUCAGGGAGACUCGUCGAAAUCAUGAAGAGAAUAUUGUUGAUGUUUUGUUGAAAAUGGAGAGGGAUUGCUCCCAAUCUGAUACACUCAAAUUCACCACAGAUUGCAUUAAGGCACUCAUCAUGGAUAUAUUUCUAGCGGGAGUAGAAACGGGAGCAGGCAUAAUUGUUUGGGCUAUGGCAGAGCUUGUGAGAAAUCCAAGGGUGAUGAAGAAGCUACAACAUGAGAUCAGAAGCUCCAUAAAAGGAGAUCAAGUGAAGGAGAGCGAGCUCGAAAAGCUCGAGUAUCUAAAAAUGGUGGUGAAAGAGGUUUUGAGGCUGCAUCCACCGGCCACGCUUCUGCUUCCAAGAGAAACCAUGUCCCAUUUCGAGCUCAACGGAUACGACAUCGACCCCAAAGCCCAUCUUCACGUGAACGUAUGGGCCAUUGGGCGAGACCCCGAGUGGUGGAUUAACCCGGAGGAGUUCUCACCGGAGAGAUUUAUUGGAAGCAACGUUGAUUACAGAGGGCAGAAUUUCGAGUUAUUGCCGUUCGGAGCUGGCCGGAGAAUUUGUCCCGGGAUGAAUAUGGGGACUCUUACGGUGGAGCUAGCGCUGGCUAAUAUGUUGCUGUGUUUUGAUUGGAAACUGGCACAAGGAAUGAAAGAAGAAGAUGUAGACAUGGAAGAGGAUGCUGGUCUAACCACUGCAAAAAAAUCACUUCUUAAACUUGUUCCACACCCACCUUAAUUACAUCAGCUCCUAGUUUAACAUGUAAAACAUUGGUGUUGGUGGGAAAAAUUAUUCAAUAAGCUCGUCAUUAUAACAAUUUUAUAUUUGUUCAAGUAUAAUUUUUAGAUUA
Molecule: messenger RNA, 1712 nt
Organism: Momordica charantia (bitter melon)
Lineage: Eukaryota; Viridiplantae; Streptophyta; Magnoliopsida; Cucurbitales; Cucurbitaceae
Product: cytochrome P450 71B34
Molecular function (GO): oxidoreductase activity, acting on paired donors, with incorporation or reduction of molecular oxygen; iron ion binding; heme binding
Source: RefSeq, a predicted model, not a curated record